Camellia sinensis is the source of this 1338-nucleotide messenger RNA. NCBI's taxonomy places the organism in Eukaryota, Viridiplantae, Streptophyta, Magnoliopsida, Ericales, Theaceae. The record is from RefSeq and is a predicted model, not a curated record.
AAAAUUUCUGCCUGUGUCAAAACUUGAAUCUUUGAUCUUCUCCUAAUGAGGUACAAGAGUUAUUGUCGAUUAAACUAAUCCCAGUUGAUUGUAAUUACAGUCAGAUUUAUGUUGGAGCAUUUUGCAAGCCUAACCAUGCUUAUUUUAACUUCUAAUUUUAACAUUCACAUCCCUGUCAGUUUGUUUGCUAUUUUUUGUUCUUUAUUUUUUUUGGGUAAUGCAUUGUAAGACUCAUGUCCCAAAAGAUGAUUUAUGGGUUCCCUUGUUAUGACUUACUAUGUUUGGGUCAUGAAUUUGUAGAGGAAAUCAUGCAAAUAAAUGAAAAAAUAAUAAUAAAAAAAAAAAAUUAAAAGAACCUCAACUUAUUUAUUUCAUUUAUUUUAUUUUUGUUUAAUAAAAUCAUGAUCCAAACAUGGAAUAUCGAAGAGAUUAUUCAUGUGAGUAGUGAAAUUGAUAUAGUUAUGUCAAGAACACAUAAGAUUUUCACAAGAUGAGACACAGACGCGAGACAAAGGGUGAAUCUCACAUGUUGAAUACAUAUAUAAGAUCUACCGUUUAUCUCACAUCUGUUAAAAUUGUCUAUUCACUUAAAUUUACUCCAAACUAAUAUCAACCAAUGAUUUAUUGACCUAUAAGGCAGGGGGGGUGAACUUUUUUUGAGGGCAACAAAUAUACAGAGAAGUUGACCAAAGCCCUGUCCACAAUUUGGCGAACUAUCUGGGUGCCUAAUGACACCACAUCUGAGCAAUGCUUUUUGGAAACAGGUACUGUGUAAUAAUAAGAAGCAGCUACUUGAUAUAAAUUCUUCAAUUCUUGCUAGACUCUCCAUAUAAUCAAUCAAUGGCACACAUAAAUGAAUCUAGGGAGGCGACAGAGAAAAUGAAUAUACAAGGAGGUGAUCAUGGAGAGAGAACAGUGAACACGGUGGAUUACCGGACAUCAGCGGGUCAAGCCCAAGAACAGGAACCCGUCCAGGUGGUUCACCAAUCCCAUUUGCCUACUACGACAACAAAUUCUAACACUAGCGGCGGCAUCUUGGUUGGUGCUGCUAAUGCUGUUGCAUCCACUCUUCAAUCCGCUAAGGAGGCCAUCUCUGGCAAAUAAGGAGAGCAGUCCUAGUGCAUGAGGCUCCUGUUACUGCACGGUCUGAGAGGGAGGAUCAAACAUACGCAACCUUACCCCAAACAUACAGAGAGAUGGUUUCAGUGGUUUGAUUUGAACCUGUUAGGUUGCAAAUAAUAGUAGAAAAAUUAUGAAUUCAAAUCAAGUUUUCAUUUAUCGUUUUGUUUUUGGGUGGAAAAUUUAACGCUCUAUAUAUGAUGAUUAUUUGAGUUUUCA